Molecule: messenger RNA, 783 nt
Organism: Penicillium cataractarum
Lineage: Eukaryota; Fungi; Ascomycota; Eurotiomycetes; Eurotiales; Aspergillaceae
Exons: 2
Coding region: 1-783 (260 amino acids)
Source: RefSeq, a predicted model, not a curated record
AUGUCCAAUACCGGCAAUCCCACCAAUUCAUCUUGUCGCUUCUCGACGCGUAUCUCGCUACGAUGGCUGCCCGAGCCUGCGCACGAGACGACUGAUACAAUCGUCAUGUCUGUGAAGGACUGGUAUCUGGAUCUGCGAAUGGACAAGCAAACCGGUGAAAUUGACUGGGCAAUCGCCGGUCAACGACUGAUUGAAAGCCAAGAACCCCUACGUGUAUCUUUCACUCACGAGCUCGACUCCCAUGAUGCCUUUGAAAGUGCCGACUGUGGAACAUUCGUCACUCUCCCGAACGGUGAUGACCUCGAGACGGGAUCCAUGCCCCGUCCUGAUCUCCCAGGUGCGCCAGAGACAGACUACGAGGAGAUUUGGCGAGAGCUGCCAUUCAAGGAAGGCCCUGAAGGACCUGGGAAGGGAAUGUCAUGGGUUCUGGAGUCGGAUGAUGGCGAGCUAGGAGAGGGCAAGGUUUCCGUGACCAAAACGUUCCUGGGUCGAAUUUGGGGGACGUAUCUGGCACUGCAGCAGACCCAGACUCAUAUCCGAGAAAGGAGUCCGUCAGGAGAUUGGGUUGUGAGGAAGAAGGGGGCUGAUGUCAGUGCUAGGAGGGAGGAAUGGAGCUCGGCCUCCAGCUGGGAGGAUCGAUAUGUGGUUGGACCGGCUGGAAAGGCGUUGCCUUCUUUAGGAAACGGACUUGAAGGAGAAGGGAAAGGGCCAUGGAGAGUAGUCGGUGAGAAAGUGAUUGUUCAAGGGAGGGGGUAUAUUGUUCGAGCAUUUGAGGAGAUUUAA